GCCGCUGGGGAAGAAAAAACUAAAAUAUGCAGCAAGCCAGCAACAAAGCCAAUAACUCCUUUAUGUUCGGUUUGAACAAAAUAUAGUCAAAAAAAUCAGACUUUCUUGUUCAUGUAAACUUCUUACUUCUUAGGGUUGGCUCCAUUUUCAAUAAUUUUUUCUCCACAAUCUUCCUCCAUUGUUGUUCCAACAAUUCAAUUCGUAACACACUUGAUCAUACCACAACAUUGAUCUGAGUUGCAAAAUUACUGAAUACCAAAUUUUCCAGAUUAUAACUUUUGUUUGAAUUCACAUUUACUUAAUCAAGAUGCCGAAUUUCUUGUCAACAUUGAAAACAGUUGCGAGAAACAAAAUGUUGCGACACAACAAUACUAAAACAUUCAUUCGACAUCGGAAUCAUACAAUUAACGUUGUCGAGAAUGCAAAUUAUGUUCCACUUCGAUAUUUGAGUAGCAUUGCUGGAAUUGAUUGUUUUUCUUCUAAAGAUGUAAUUCAUUGUUCUAGAAGUUUCUUCAAUCAUAAUGAGAAAUUGCAGAGGAGGUGGUUUUUAGGUUGUGGAGAUGGUCAAGAAGGAAGUGUUCUAUCUAAGGUGUAUGAGGAAAGACUUGUAAUUGGGUACUCCCCUGAGCAGCUGUUUGCUGUCGUUGCAGCUGUAGAUAUGUAUGAAGGCUUCAUACCUUGGUGUCAAAGAUCAGAAAUAAUUCGGCGUCAUCCUGAUGGAUCAUUUGAUGCUGACUUAGAGAUUGGUUUCAAAUUUUUAGUUGAGAGUUAUGUUUCCCAUGUGGUCUUGGACAAGCCAAAGUUCAUCAAGACCACCGCAUCUGAAAGCAACCUUUUUGAACACUUGAUCAACAUAUGGGAAUUCAGUCCAGGACCAACCCCGGGAACUUGUAACCUUUACUUCAUGGUUGAUUUCAAGUUCCGUUCACCACUUUACCGACAGGUGGCAUCGAUGUUCUUUAGGGAGGUGGUCUCUCGAUUGGUCAGUUCAUUCACCGACCGCUGUCGUUUGAUAUACGGCCCGGGGGAAACUGUUGAGCAUAAAGCGUAGGAUAUUGGAGUAGAUUUGGCGAUGUGUUGCAUCAGCUGUAGGCCAUUUCUAGAAAUACAGAUUCAGCAAUGUAACUCUGCUUCUCAUUCUUUAGAUUUAUGUUAAUUAGAAAAACAGCUUCUUCAAGCUUUUUAACUGAGAAACACUUUUAACAAUUUUAGGCCGUUUGACACAUAUGAAAGAGACAGCCAAGGGAGAGAAGUAGUGAAAUAGUAUUUGUUGGUCGUAGCAAUAUCAGAAAGUGUGUCAUUAUUAUAUAACAGAGGGAAUAUUACUUGCCAAAAAGAAAAGUUUACAAUAA
Molecule: messenger RNA, 1352 nt
Organism: Beta vulgaris subsp. vulgaris (sugar beet)
Lineage: Eukaryota; Viridiplantae; Streptophyta; Magnoliopsida; Caryophyllales; Amaranthaceae
Exons: 4
Coding region: 308-1051 (247 amino acids)
Biological process (GO): ubiquinone biosynthetic process; cellular respiration
Molecular function (GO): ubiquinone binding
Source: RefSeq, a predicted model, not a curated record